Molecule: messenger RNA, 1395 nt
Organism: Caretta caretta (loggerhead turtle)
Lineage: Eukaryota; Metazoa; Chordata; Testudines; Cheloniidae
Gene: SAP30
Product: Sin3A associated protein 30
Biological process (GO): regulation of DNA-templated transcription
Cellular component (GO): histone deacetylase complex
Molecular function (GO): protein binding; transcription coregulator activity
Source: RefSeq, a predicted model, not a curated record
UGCGGAGCGGUGCCGCAAGCUGGGCGCCGCUGUUGUUACAUAGGAAACAGCUGAAAAGUCCCCACAUGACAGUGGGGGAAGGAGGAAGCGGGGUGACCCGGGCGAUGGACGUGGCUUUUACAGAGUGAGGCGCUUGGCCGCCACAGGGAAUCCCCCAGCAGCCUCGCUUCCCGACUCGAGUAGAAGGGGGCCGAGCGGGGAUCUCGCUGCGCCCCUUGAAGGAGCCCUGGUUUGCCCUUGGGAGAGGGGUUGUGCCCCCUGUUGUAGGGGCUCUGUCUGCCGGGGGGCGGAGGUGACCCUUAAGGGGAGGAUCGUGCCCCCUGCAGGGGACGCUGCCUCUCUCAGGGGCGGCUGCUGAUGGGGCAGGUUUAAAUCCCUCCCUUGCAGCCAAGCGCAUAGACAGCGGGGAAGUUUGAUUCAGUCCGGGCGGCAGGGACGGAUUCUGCUCCUCUGCCGGACAAAGGGGCGGCGCAGGCGGGCGAGGAGCCCGGGCGGGUCGGUAGCUUCCUCUGCCGGGAUCGGGACGCUGCUGGAGCAAUGAACGGGUUCGCCCCGGAGGAGGUGACCCAGAGGGGGGGGGAUGCCGCCACCACCACCGUCGUUGCUGCUGUUGUGGCCAAUGCAGCCGCCACCGUGGAGGUGCCGGCGCUGGGAUUAGGUCCCGGCGCUGCCGCAGGUACCACCGCCGGUUCUGCGGGCCCCCCCGGUGCUGCCGGCCCUGGGGCUGGGCAGCUGUGCUGCCUGCGCGAGGAAGGUGAGAGGUGCAGCCGGGCCGCCGGCAACGCCAGCUUCAGCAAGAGGAUCCAGAAGAGCAUCUCACAGAAGAAGGUGAAGAUCGAGCUGGACAAGAGCGCAAGACAUCUUUAUAUUUGUGACUUCCACAAAAACUUAAUUCAGAGUGUGCGAAACAGAAGAAAGAGAAAAGGCAGUGAUGAUGAUGGUGACUCACCAGUGCAAGACAUCGACACUCCAGAGGUUGACUUAUAUCAGUUACAAGUAAACACACUUCGAAGGUACAAAAGACACUUCAAGUUACAGACCAGACCAGGACUUAACAAAGCACAGCUUGUUGAAAUAAUUGGUUGCCAUUUUAGGACUAUUCCAGUGAAUGAAAAGGAUACCUUAACAUAUUUCAUCUACUCCGUGAAGAAUGACAAGAACAAACCAGAUCUAAAGAUGGACAGUGGUGUUCACUAGGAUGGAAAAAAUGGGACUAAUACUCAAGUUGCAGAUCUAAAGACUGUUUUUGACAUGCAGAUGCUUUCUUUGUAACUUUUUUCAGAGAACUUCUCUGAUUUUAUUUUUCAUGGUCUUGCUGACUCUCUGAAAAACAACCUCCUCUAAAAUGAGAUUUCCACAGCAAAAGUAUUUUAAAUAAAUAUUAUUGAUACUGUU